CUACAACUGUAUAACUAGUGAUUGGCACACACCAUUCGCCAUGAGUCAACCUUCCAUGCGGUAGUUAAAUAUCCGAAUUUCACCAUGUACCCAAGGGUCAUCCUAAAGGAAACACUGUACAAGAAAUCACAGCAAAAGAGAAGAACUUCACCGUGCAAUUACAAAGAGAGGGUUUUUGUGUUAAACACAGAGGAUCUGACGUACUUCGAACAUCGUCUUGGGAAAAAGCCAACUCAAAAAGGCUGCAUCGAACUGUCUCAUAUCAAGUGUGUGGAGAUUGUACGCAGUGAUGUUCCCAUUCCCUGUGAUUACAAGUACCCUUUCCAGAUCGCCCAUGACAGUUACUAUCUGUAUGUGUUUGCUCCAGACAACGACUGCAGGUUAAAAUGGGUCAACGCUCUGAAAGAAGCGACGCAAAAUAACAACUUGUUUCUGAAGUACCAUCCUGACUUCUGGGGAGAAGGGAAAUGGAGGUGUUGUCAUCAGGCAGAGAAGCUGGCGACGGGAUGCAGUGAAUACUAUCCCAAUGGAGCCAAACCUCUUCCCCCAACUCCAGAUCCAACGCGACGAUCUUCAGAUCCAGAGGACAGGAUUGUUGUGGCUUUGAGGAAUUUCAGCCCUGUAGAAAAUACAGACCUGCCUCUACAUAAAGAUGAAGAAUAUUUUAUCGUUGACUGUUCUGAACCGAACUGGUGGACUGUGAGGGACAAAGACGGAAAUGUUGGCUCUGUGCCGUGCGUAUAUAUUGCGGAAAAAAAAACUAACAACAUUGAGAAAUUUGAAUGGUACAAUAAGGACGUAACUCGGACAGAGGCAGAGGAGUUACUCAUGAGAGAGAACAAGGACGGGGGUUACAUAGUCCGUGACUCUAAACAUGCAGGUGUAUACACCGUGUCAAUAUUUUCCAGAGUUUCGGGGUCUGAUGGAGAGAAGUAUCCACUAGUUAAGCACUACCAGAUCAAAGUACAGAAAGAAGGUGAAAAUGUCAUGUAUUUCUUAGCUGAGAAAUACCUGUUCUCGAGCAUUCCGGAGCUCAUCCGCUAUCACCAACACAAUCCGGCAGGUUUAAUAACCAGAUUGAGGCAUUGUGUGUCUAAUGUUCCAAAAUCGUCAAGGAUUAAGGAGUUGUCUUCAGAUAAAUGGGAGAUUCACCCUGAUGAACUGAUAUUAAGGGAGGAACUGGGGAGCGGGCAGUUUGGUUUGGUCUUGAAGGGAAGCUGGCAUGACCGUCAGGUGGCAGUUAAGACUGUCCGUGAGGGUUUCAUGUCAGAGGAAGAAUUUAAAGAGGAAGCACAAGUUAUGAUGAAACUGUCCCACGAGAAGCUGGUCACGUUGUGUGGUGUGGUCACUCAGCGCUCACCCAUCUAUCUGGUAUUUGAAUUCAUGGAGAAUGGCUGCCUAACAGACUUCUUACGUGCCAAAAAAGGCUGUCUUUCCCAGGAGGUCCUGCUAGAGAUGUGUUUGGAUGUAAGUGAGGGGAUGGCCUACCUGGAGAGCUCCAACUUCAUCCACAGAGAUUUGGCUGCAAGAAACUGUUUGGUUUCUGACGAUAAUGUGGUGAAGAUAGCAGAUUUUGGAAUGACAAGGUUUGUCCUAGAUGAUCAAUACACCAGUUCUCAUGGGUCCAAAUUUCCAGUCAGGUGGUCCUCUCCAGAGGUGAUCAAAUUCGGGAAAUACAGCAGCAAAUCAGAUGUGUGGUCAUUUGGUGUGCUCAUGUGGGAGGUGUACAGUGAGGGACGUGUGCCCUAUGAUAACCGUAGUAAUGCAGAGGUAGUGGAGGCCCUAAAUGCAAGACUACGGCUCCUGAGACCCCGUGUCUGUCCACAGAGUGUGUACGAGUUAAUGCAGUGGAGCUGGAAAGAGAAACCUGAGGAUCGACCGUCGUUUGCUCUGCUCCUGCAUGAACUGGCCUGCCUUGAGCAGGAACCUUGAUCCUGAUCACACCUUUCCUUUUGAAUUAAUGUGAAAGUUCACUCAAAAAUUAACAUUUUGUGAUUUGAACCACUUUUGUAUCAUUUCAAACCUGUAUACAGUUUUUUUUUUUGAAGAUAUAAAAAGGUUAAUUUUCAAGAAUCUUUGGUCAAUCAUAUUGACCAGAUAGGCAAAAGGGCACUAUAAAAGAACCAUAUAGAGAUGGUCCAUAUGACUUGUGAGGUAUGUUUGGGGAGUUCUGAAGCAAUAUGAUAUCUUUGUGUGAGAAAAAGA
Molecule: messenger RNA, 2205 nt
Organism: Rhinichthys klamathensis goyatoka
Lineage: Eukaryota; Metazoa; Chordata; Actinopteri; Cypriniformes; Leuciscidae
Gene: itk
Product: IL2 inducible T cell kinase
Exons: 17
Coding region: 85-1932 (615 amino acids)
Biological process (GO): intracellular signal transduction; peptidyl-tyrosine autophosphorylation; T cell receptor signaling pathway
Molecular function (GO): ATP binding; protein binding; non-membrane spanning protein tyrosine kinase activity
Source: RefSeq, a predicted model, not a curated record